Messenger RNA from Miniopterus natalensis, 2522 nucleotides. It is a transcript of the gene ASB16, whose product is annotated as ankyrin repeat and SOCS box containing 16. Lineage: Eukaryota; Metazoa; Chordata; Mammalia; Chiroptera; Miniopteridae. The record is from RefSeq and is a predicted model, not a curated record. Gene Ontology annotation, molecular function: protein binding. Gene Ontology annotation, biological process: intracellular signal transduction; positive regulation of protein catabolic process; protein ubiquitination.
CACGGGUGAGGGGGCAGGGUGGCUCCUCAGAACAAGGGUGGUAGUCACCGGGCUCUGCCCAGCUGCCACUGACCAGACAGACCCCUGGGCCCCUUCCCAUGGCAGAAGAGACCUUCCCCUUUACCUCCUCCUCACUGCGCUCUCUCCGCCUGCAGCGAGAGUGGCUGGAGUGGGAGGACCGGCGCAGGGCGGCAGCACAGCUGUGCCGGAGCCAGAGGUGCCCCCCAAGCUCCCGGGCCCGGCUCACUAGGCCUCGCCGCUCCUGCCGAGACCCAGCAGUCCACAAUGCCCUGUUCUCCGGCAACCUGCAACAGGUCCAAGCCCUGUUCCAAGAUGAAGACGCUGCCAACACGAUUGUGGAGACUGUGAGCAACCAGCUGGCCUGGUCGCCUGAACAGGGGUUCUGGGUACUGACCCCCAAGACCAAGCAGACGGUGCCCCUCACUAUCGCUGCAGGCCGAGGCUAUACCGACUGCGCCCGCCACCUCAUCCGGCAGGGAGCUGAGCUGAACGCCCGGGUUGGGGGCAGGGCUGCCUUGCAUGAGGCAUGUGCCCAGGCCCAGACUGACUGUGUGCGGCUGCUGCUGACCUUCGGUGCCAAGGUCAAUGUGUUGUCUGAGGAAGGCACAACCCCCUUGCACCUCUGCACAGCCCCUGAGUCCUUGCAGUGUGCCAAGCUGCUGCUAGAGGCGGGAGCUACCGUGAACGUAGCUGCGAGGGACAGCGAGGUGACACCUCUGCACGUGGUAGCUGCGCGUGGCCUGGAGGAGCAUGUGGCUCUCUACUUGCGGCAUGGAGCCAACGUGGGCCUGCGCACCAGCCAAGGUGAGACAGCCCUAAAUGCUGCUUGUGCAGGGGCCGAGGGCCCGGGCAGCAGCUGGAAGCACCAGACUGUGGUGCGCCAGCUCCUGGAAGCUGGGGCUGAUGCCCGGGCAGCCGGACGCAAGCGCCACACGCCACUGCACAACGCCUGUGCCAAUGGCUGCGAGGCCCUGGCUGAGCUGCUGCUGCGUCACGGGGCCUGUGCUGGAGUCUCCAACGCAGCGGGCGACACACCCAUGGACUGCGUGCUGCAGGCUGUCCAGGACACCCCCAACUGGGAGCCGGAGGUCCUCUUCGCAGCGCUGCUGGACUAUGGGGCCCAGCCAGUGCACCCUGAGAUGCUGAAACACUGUGCCAACCUCCCUCGGGCCCUGGAAGUCCUGCUUAAUGCCUACCCUUGUGUCCCAUCCUGUGAUACCUGGGUGGAGGCAGUAAUCCCAGAGCUGUGGCAGGAGCAUGAAGCCUUCUACAGCUCGGCCCGGGCCAUGGUGAACCAGCCGAGGCGGCUGCAGCACCUGGCCCGGCUGGCUGUGCGCGCUCAGCUGGGUAACCGCUGCCGACAGGCCGCCGCCCGCCUCCCACUGCCCCAGCUCCUCAGGGACUACCUGCUGCUGCGUGUGGAGGGACGCAUCCAGUGAACACCAUGCCAGGCUGUUCCCGCAGCUUGUCCUGCUUUCUCCAUCCGUCUUACCCCCCCAUCCCCAGAGGACCAGUCCCUGGGCCUCUGUCUACACUCCGCAUACCCUCCCGGGCAAGCUCAUCCCUCCACUGGCUUCUUGAGCCAACUGCUGACCUCCAACCUGACCUGAGCUUCAGCUCCUCUCUCGGAUGGGAAGGUCUGUAGGCUCAACCUUCGCCAACUUCCUCCCCUUUGCCUAAGUGGGUGAUGGCCCAUCCAUCCACCCAGGCCCAAGCCAGGAGGUGGGAAUCCUUGUUGCAUGCCCCCACCUUCUGCCACCCAACGUAUAUGAACAGUCGACUUCCUAAAGAAUGACAGACCCUGCCUGUAGCUGUACUGCCUCUGCCUAACCUGUCACUGUCAUUUGAAGGGAGGACCUCACUGACUGGUUUUGAAACCCAUGCUCUUGAAAGCCUUUGUUUCCAGGUGUUCCCCCCCCCCUUGGUAUACCCUCCCCACAUUUUUUUCUUCCCCUGAUUGAAGCUGAUAUUAUCCUUAAGAUAGCCCAGUAGCACUAUUUGAUCAACCUGGCAGGUAGCCUUCCUUGGUGUCAUACCUAUUUAAGAGCCUGUGUCUGCAUCAGUUAGGCUGAGACUGGCAAGAUAUUCCCUGAAGAAGCAUUUCUGUAAAUGGUUGUUGAGGGAGGAGUAAAUGCAUGAUGCCUGGGACUCAUUUAUGGUUGUUUUGUGCCCCCACCCCCACCCCAGUGAUGCAUAGUGUCUUAAACAGUGGUCACUACACUCAUGACUCUGAGGGUCUGUGACAAGAGGACCAGCCACCAGCUGUCCCCUCUCUCUCUCACUUCCUCCUCUGGUUCCAGAGUCAAAUGUACCACUAUUCAUCUUUAAGAGGAAGCUUUUCGAGCCAAGCUAGUUUUUACGAACGCAAAUAAAUGAUUUGUGCACAGGAGCAAUGUGUGAAUAUUGUCAGGUUGAAAUGUGGCUGAACUACCUCUCUCUGUGUGUUUAUUUCCUCUGCUUUGUUGUCUUCUGCGGUUCUCGAAUUUUCUGCACUGAGCAAC